AUGCCGAAAGUACAUCGUAGUCCACCGGGCCCUUCCAAAGAAUCAACUAUGCAAUCUACCUCCGAACCCGAGUUAGCGUCAACAAAAAUAAACUAUGGCACACCUGAGACCACACGAAAUAAACGUCUGCGUUUAAAUAAUUCACCUAUUGACAGCCAAUCUCAAUCUAAACUGGAUGAUUUCAAAGAAGAACUAAUGCAAAUACUCUCGUCUUGGAAACAUCAACAGGAUCAAACUUUAAAAAACUGGAAAUCUGAGUUGGAUACUACAUUGUCUACACUUGUGAAAGACGUUAAUGAUUUAAAAAAUCAGUGCAAAGAAAUACGGCAAACGAACGGCGACAUAAUAAAAAGUAUUGAAUUUAAUGGUAAAUGUUAUGAAGAUAAAUGUUAUAAUGGUAAAUGUUUGCGAACCGAUGGCGUAGUUUUCGACUUUCACAAGUGCUCUGUAAAAGCCUAAACUGAAUAAAUAAAUUUUGAUUUGAUUUGAAGACUUAAAUACGAAAGCAACUUCUCUAGAGAACGAUUGUAAGAAGUUAGAAGAAAGUAUUAUCAGCGUCCAGAGUCAAACUCGAGAAUUACAACAUCAAAUCAAAAAAUAUCACUUAGAUUUAAAUUACCAACAGCAACGUGACCGUUCUAUGAACCUAGAAAUAAUCGUAAUCCCCGAAAGGGCUAGUGAAGAUUUAACAAAAAUUGUUUUAAAUAUCGCCAAAUACACUAAUGUGCAGAUGACAGUCCAGGAUAUAGAACGUGUAACCCGUGUGAAGCCAUUUACUCAAGCGCGAGGUAUACCGAAACCAAUAAUUGUUAAGCUUCGAUCACAGUUACUACGUGAUACAGUAUUAUCUGGCAUCCGUACUAAGAAAGGAAUAUCUACAAACGAUAUUAAUAUUCAGGGCGAAUCUAGGCGUAUAUAUAUUAAUGAACAUUUAACCCAUUUCAACAAACUGCUUUAUAAAGAAACGAGAAAUAAAAUCAAGCUCGCCAAAUAUAAAUUCCUUUGGAUUCGUG
Molecule: messenger RNA, 1013 nt
Organism: Diatraea saccharalis (sugarcane borer)
Lineage: Eukaryota; Metazoa; Arthropoda; Insecta; Lepidoptera; Crambidae
Source: the annotation of a GenBank genome assembly